AUGGGUUGUCAUUAAUCCAAGAAAGUUCUAAAAGAAUCUUCACUAUAAAUAAAGGAAGAAGUUGCAUAAUAAUAUGAUCCAAAUAGUAUAAUAUUAUAAUAAAUGUAGAAAAAGAAACAUAAUAUUUAGUUAUUAUAAAUGGAAUACUUUUUGACGCUCUUAACCCGGAUGAGUGA
This is a messenger RNA of Paramecium primaurelia, 176 nucleotides long. The record is from the annotation of a GenBank genome assembly. Lineage: Eukaryota; Ciliophora; Oligohymenophorea; Peniculida; Parameciidae.